AUGACGAAUCAAUAUUUAAUUUUAUAUUUUAAAUUAUUAUUUGCAUUCCAAAUAUCAUUUUCAUUAGAUUUAAAACAAUACUUAUCACAAUCAUCAAAUACAAUUAAAAUAUUUUUUGUCAAAUAUCUAGACAAAAGAAAAAAUAAAACUUCAUCUCAGUUUGUUACUGUUAGUUGUUAUGAAUGCACGAAUUGUACUGAUCCAUUUACAAGUACAAACUCGAUCAGUGUCUUAUCAUCAUGUAAUUCAUGCUAUAAAUUGGCAAUUAAUAUUGCUUAUGCUCCUUAUAGUUAUGUAGUUCGUAAAUGUGUUCCAGCAUGUAUUGAAACAUCUCAAACAUUUGGUGGAGGAUCAGUUCUAAGUACUUGUUGUACUACAAAUCUUUGUAAUGCAAGCUCAAUGAUAACAUUUCCAUCGAUAUCUCGUAUUGUGCUUUUUAUACUUAUCAUUUUAAAUGUUAUAAAAAGUGUUUAUUAA
Messenger RNA from Rotaria sp. Silwood2, 477 nucleotides. NCBI's taxonomy places the organism in Eukaryota, Metazoa, Rotifera, Eurotatoria, Philodinida, Philodinidae. The record is from the annotation of a GenBank genome assembly.